Molecule: messenger RNA, 1674 nt
Organism: Theobroma umbraticum
Lineage: Eukaryota; Viridiplantae; Streptophyta; Magnoliopsida; Malvales; Malvaceae
Product: GDSL-like Lipase/Acylhydrolase superfamily protein
Molecular function (GO): hydrolase activity, acting on ester bonds
Source: RefSeq, a predicted model, not a curated record
UGUUCAGACCUUCGGUACUUUUAACUUGUUUUGAACCCUUCAACAAGUCCUUUGAAUAUUAUUGCUUGUAAGAUUACGUUUUUUCUUUCAUGGGCAACCUUAUUUUUCUGUUGAACUUUUUUCAGGUAAACUUUUCUACUGGACCACAUAAUUGACCUAAUCCUUCCUAGCUACAUGACCAGUUCAAAAUUUUACCUGCUCUCAAGGACACUGCAAACUGUGCUUCCCUAAGCAAGAUAUGAAAUAAUCUGCAAGGACAAAAGGCCAAAGCUACAAUUUUAUAUAAUCAUGCAAAAUAAGUAACAAUGCACUUGAAAGAAAAAAUGAAGACCCUCAAGAUUAUUCUAAAUCCUGUUUUCUUCAUUAUAUUAAUUCUUCUCUCCUCGCAUGUAGUGCCCAGUUUUUCUUUCACCUCUUUUGUGUUUGGAGACUCGUUGGUUGAUGCCGGAAACAAUGAUUAUCUGCUCACCCUCUCAAAGGCUGAUUCCCCUCCUUAUGGAAUCGACUUCAAGCCCUCGGGUGGGCAACCCACUGGAAGAUUUACCAAUGGUCGAACAAUAGCUGACAUUGUAGGUCAAGCUCUCGGAGCCAAAUCUUUUCCACCACCUUACCUAGCCCCAAACACUCAGACUGAGGCGAUUCUUAGGGGAAUCAAUUAUGCUUCUGGGGCUUCUGGAAUAUUGGACGAAACUGGGUUUUUCUUUAUUGGAAGAAUUCCACUUAGGGAGCAAGUGAAGUAUUUCGAGCAAAAUCGAAAUUAUGUGGUGAAUGCGAUGGGUGAAAAUCGUACCAGGGAAUUCUUAAAGAAGGCGAUCUUCUCUCUCACAAUUGGGUCCAACGAUAUAUUGAACUAUGUCCAACCAUCAAUACCAUUUCUGGGACAUGACAAACUCUUCCCCACAACAAUAUUCCUAGAUUCCAUGAUCUCCAACUUGACCAUUCAACUAAAGCGGUUGCAUGAAUUGGGGGCUAGAAAGUUGCUUGUUGUUGGGGUUGGACCACUGGGUUGCAUACCUUUUGUUCGAGCGUUCAAUCUAUUGCCAAGUGGAAAAUGCUCUGCUGAGGUGAACGCAUUGAUCCAAGGCUAUAAUGAGAAAUUAAAAGAGCUUUUGAAUCGUUUGAAUCAAGAGAUGGGACCUGAAGCAAUAUUUGUAUUUGCAAAUUCUUAUGAUAUUUUCAUGAAGAUCAUUGUUAAUUAUCAUCAAUAUGGGUUUGAGAAUGCUCAUGAGCCAUGUUGCGGUGGGUAUUUCCCCCCAUUCAUUUGCUUCAAAAGCCCAAAUUCAAAAGCAAGUACUUCAGCAUUGUGCAAUGAUCGAUCCAAGUACGUGUUUUGGGAUGCAUAUCACCCCACCGAAGCUGCUAAUCUUAUCAUUGCAAAAGAGUUGCUCGAUGGGGAUGAAGGCAGCAGCUCCCCUAUCAAUAUUCGGAAGCUUUACAACUACAAUUCCUAGUGACCUGCUGAGAAGCCUAGAGCAGAAAGAUUCGCAAUGUUGUAAAAUAAUUGAAAAGAGUUCUUAUGCAUAUAAUUAAUGCUUAAUGACUGCUGGUUGACAGGUUGAGAACAAAAUAUGUAAUGAGUGAUGGGACUGUUUGAUAAGAACAUAAAACAAUGGAGGUCUACCUAGGAAUCCCUGUUCAAUUCCUCACCUAGAAAUUAUACAUUCUAGCUAGCAA